Caenorhabditis angaria is the source of this 3313-nucleotide messenger RNA. Lineage: Eukaryota; Metazoa; Nematoda; Chromadorea; Rhabditida; Rhabditidae. The record is from the annotation of a GenBank genome assembly.
AUGCCGGUCGGGGAGGAUUCCCGACCAGCGUUGCAAAGAGGUCAAACAGAGGAUAAUCUACUGGAUCGGGAAGAAAGUGCAGCUGAACUUGUUGAUAUUCCGUAUGAGGAAAUUGUGAGUUUUUAAAAAGUUAUGUUUAGUUUUUUGGAAAAAAAAACUAUUGGUAACAUUUUGAAAUUCAACACAGCUAGUGAAUGAAACUGAUAAGGGUGUUCAAUGUUUAUUCAUUGAAUUUUGGGUUAUAGAGUUCGAAGUUAAGAAUUUUGAAUUCAUUUUAUCAAAAUUCGGAAUCAGAAUUUUGGUGUCUAUUACUGUAUUUUCGAAAUGUUAUUUUGAUAAACAUAAUUAUUGAUUCUGAAAACAUUCCAUCCAAACUUUUCCAUACAAUAAAAACACGACAAACAUUUUUAAAUAAUUCGAUUAUGAUUAAACCAACAAAAUCACAAAUUUUUCCAGGAAAAAGCCUUCUCUUGGAAAAAGCUAUGGGCGUUCACAGGACCCGGUUUCCUCAUGAGUAUCGCAUAUUUGGAUCCAGGAAAUAUUGAGAGUGAUCUACAAUCUGGUGCAUUGGCAGCUUAUAAACUUCUUUGGGUGCUUUUAUCAGCUCAUGUAAUUGGUAUGGUUUUGCAAAGAAUGUCAGCAAGACUUGGUGUUGUCAGUGGCAAACAUAUGGCUGAAGUGGCGUUUAACUUUUAUCCAAAAGUUCCACGACUAAUUCUUUGGAUAAUGAUUGAAAUUGCGAUUGUUUGCUCAGAUAUGCAAGAAGUUAUUGGAACUGCCAUUUCAUUUUACCUGCUCUCCAGGGGACUGUGAGUUUUUAUCAAUAUUUUCAAAGUAAAUUAAUCAGACUCCUUUCAAUUUUUCCAGCAUUCCAUUGUAUGUUGGUGUGUUCAUUACGAUUUUUGACACACUCACUUUCCUGCUUGUUGAUCGAUAUGGUAUUCGAAAACUUGAAUUCAUCUUUGCUGUCCUUAUUUCCACUAUGGCUUUGAGUUUCGGAUAUGAAUUUUUGGUUGUGAAACCACCAGUUGGUGAUGUAUUGUCAGGAAUGUUUGUUCCGUGGUGUGCAGGAUGCGGCAAAACUGAAUUUAUGCAAGCGAUUUCGGUUGUUGGAGCUGUUAUCAUGCCGCAUAAUUUGUAUUUGCAUUCAGCAUUGGUUAAGGUGGGUUUCAAUUUUUGAUUUGAUUAUGGUGUUUUGAUUUUUUGUUUUCUGUCGAGAACGCCGGAGUCUACUCGGGCAAAAAACGGCGAGGUCGCUACCAAUCGGGGCGGAGUCGCUACACGUUUCGGGCGACUGGCCCGAGGCUGUUUGGGCGAGCUUGAGGCGACUUGCCCGAGCGUGAAGCAACUUGCCCAUAUCUCGCUCCGAUCCAAUCUCUCGGAGGGUGUCCAGAAGCAUUUUUCAAAAAUUGUAUCUAUGGAGCAAAAGUAGAUCUACUUAAAGCUUUAUUACCCUACAUUUAUAUGGGCCAUUUAAUCAAUGAAUCACUGUGAAAUACCGAAAAAAAGCAUAAAAACCAUGAUUUAAAAAAUGAGCAAAAAUUGUAGCGAGUUGCCCGGCACUCGCCACUUUUUAGGCGCGUUUGGGACAACUCGCUACAAAACGAGUCUCGAAAAUUUUGUAGCGAGUCGCCCCGAGCUAUGUCACUUUUUGGCCGAGUAUAUAGUUAUUGUCUUUUUGGUGAACAUUUUCAGCAAAAGUUCAAUUCUGUUCAAGAAAAAGUCUAGACAAAUAAAACUAUUUCGUAAAAAAAAACUUAUUUUAUCAGUAAGGAAUUUCCCAGAACAUCAUUUUUUCAGAGUCGCAAAGUUGAUCGUAAGAUUCGACGAGAUGUUAGCGAGGCCAACAAAUAUUUUACCAUUGAAUCAGCCUUGGCACUAAUUGUCAGCUUUUUCAUAAAUAUGUUUGUUGUUGCUGUUUUUGCACAUGGUCUUUAUCAAAAAACCAACGCCGAUAUCGUGAGUUUUUUUUCAAAAGAAAACUUGAUAUCUCAAAACAAACAUUUCAGUAUCAAAUGUGCUUGGAUCAACCAGGAAUUCCUGAUCGACACGCGUUUCCAAACAACACCGAACCUGUUGAAGUGGAUAUUUAUAAGGUAUGAUCUUUUAAUAAUGUUUUUUUUUGAGAAAAAAAACAAGAAAUAUUAAUCUAAUUAGGGUGGAAUAUAUCUUGGUUGUCAAUUUGGAUUAGCUGCAAUGUUUGUAUGGGGAAUCGGAAUAUUUGCGGCUGGACAAAGUUCAACAAUGACUGGAACAUAUACUGGACAAUUUGUUAUGGAAGGUUUUGUCAAAAUUGAAUGGCCAAAAUGGAAACGAGUUUUGGUGACCCGAGCGAUUGCAAUUACACCAACAUUGAUUCUGACAUUCUAUGCAGAAGGAGUUCAAAAUUUGACUGGAAUGAAUGAUUUGUUGAAUUGUGUUCAAAUGAUUCAGUUGCCAUUUGCACUAAUCCCUAUUAUAACAUUUACAUCGAGCCGAAAAAUUAUGCACGAUUUUAAGAGUUCGAAGUGAGUUUCAGCUGUUUCAAAAUUCGAAAAAAAAAAUAGAAAUAAGGUCACCAAUGUUCGUAUUCUGCAUUUUUCACCUGUUUUGAAACUGAGAUAGGGAGAACGUUCAUUUAAAUGUCAUCAUGCUAUUUUCCACGUCACAAAGAAACAUGGAAAUAAUAAAUGUUGGGUUCAGAAAAAUCAGAUUUUGUAGAAAACCGACGCAGGUUUGAAAGUGGAGAUGAUUAGUUGGAGGAACUGGUUCAUUCGUUCAUUCCAAAAUCAAUCUUGCUGCAACCCUCCCCCGUUCAGAAAAAAAAUGUUCGAAUGUUUUGAAAGCUACUGUAUUGUUUUUGUUUUGUUUCCAACACAUACAAAUGACGCUAAAGUUUUUUCCGAUCAAAACAGAAAAUCCGGUGUGUGAAAAACGUGCAAAGUUUGUUUUGUUUUCCAGAUCCUUCCAAAUUUUUGCAAUCUCUGCAUCAGCAAUUAUUCUAUCUAUCAAUGUAUAUUUCAUUUACGAUUAUGUUUCAUCAAACUUGGGAACCGAGUGGUAUGUUCUCAUUAUUUUUCUACCAGCCACUCUUGCAUAUAUCACUUUUGUUGUAUAUUUGGUGAGUUAUUUGCUUGUCUUAUUUUUAGUUAGAUUUUUUUCCCAAAAAUACAAAAUCACUUUUGUUGUUUUGCAGACUAUUUAUUGCUUUGUUGCUUGUGAAAUCAUUCCGGAAACUUUGACAAUCCGCGGGUUCAAUUUCACAAAAGACUAUGAAAACGACGCCCCUUGGAUGAGAAUUGAACAAUCCCACGACAAUCCAGGAUUUCAAUGA